UGCUAUCAGCCUACAUAUUCCAGAUUGCUUAAUAUAUAAUAAAAUAAAUAAAUUAAUAAAAGACGAAAACCGGCUGGUUUGUCCCGAGUGGCGGUUUCCAGACGUUAGGGAAGAUGGUGGCCAAACAGAGGAUCCGAAUGGCGAACGAGAAACACAGCAAGAACAUCACGCAGAGAGGAAACGUGGCCAAGACGCUGCGACCACAGGAGGAAAAAUAUCCAGUGGGCCCCUGGCUGCUUGCCCUUUUUGUGUUUGUUGUGUGUGGAUCAGCCAUAUUUCAGAUCAUCCAGAGUAUCCGUAUGGGAAUGUGAUCCAGAAGGAGCACCUCAACUCCUCACUCAAACUGGACAGGGCACACCUCUGAACCCCCCGUCCCCUCCUAUGGGCCCAGAGACAGCCUGCAGGCCUCGGAGACCGUCGAGCUGCCCCCAUACAUUGACCGCCACCGCCUCCCGCCAUUCGCAUUUGCAGUGUUGCAGUCUGUGGUGCAGACAGCUUUUCUAUGGACAGUCUAAAAGCACGCCAGCUGUGUCUUGUUACUCACUUGGCUCUUAUCUGUGUGAACGUGUGCAUAUGUAAGUGUAUGCGAGUACAAAUGUGUGAGACUGUUUA
Molecule: messenger RNA, 612 nt
Organism: Phycodurus eques (leafy seadragon)
Lineage: Eukaryota; Metazoa; Chordata; Actinopteri; Syngnathiformes; Syngnathidae
Gene: serp2
Product: stress-associated endoplasmic reticulum protein family member 2
Exons: 3
Coding region: 114-311 (65 amino acids)
Biological process (GO): endoplasmic reticulum unfolded protein response
Cellular component (GO): endoplasmic reticulum
Source: RefSeq, a predicted model, not a curated record